Messenger RNA from Fonsecaea pedrosoi CBS 271.37, 312 nucleotides. RefSeq lists its product as uncharacterized. Bases 1 to 312 code for a protein of 103 amino acids. The record is from RefSeq and is a predicted model, not a curated record. The transcript has a single exon. NCBI's taxonomy places the organism in Eukaryota, Fungi, Ascomycota, Eurotiomycetes, Chaetothyriales, Herpotrichiellaceae.
AUGAUUUCGAAACCGAUCCUCCGCAUUGGGAGCGUCUCGUCCACGACGGGCGACAACCCGCACGCCAUGGCCCGGAUGGUCCAACACGGCAAUGUCGACGUGAUCAUUGGGGAUUGGCUUUCGGAGAUGAAAAUUGCCUGGGAUGCCAUCGUGAAGCAGCAGAACCACGAUCUGGGCUAUGAGAGGGGCAUGUCCUUCGAGAAGCAACUUAGAAUGUAUCUAGAAAGGAGAUAUGUUUUCAAUAAUUUCUCUGACGGACGACAUGUCGUAUUCGUGCCCAUUUCCCUUCAACAGCGUGGCAAUAGGUCAUGA